Messenger RNA from Haliotis rubra (blacklip abalone), 1109 nucleotides. RefSeq names its product hepatocyte growth factor-like protein. Gene Ontology annotation, molecular function: signaling receptor binding; endopeptidase activity. The transcript is spliced from 3 exons. Bases 94 to 534 code for a protein of 146 amino acids. Lineage: Eukaryota; Metazoa; Mollusca; Gastropoda; Lepetellida; Haliotidae. The record is from RefSeq and is a predicted model, not a curated record.
UUGCUGUGGGGACUGUUGGGUUGUGUGCACAAAUGUCAGCUGAAGGCGACGUGUGAAGCCUUCACUUACAACAAGAAAACGAGGGACUGUAAUAUGUAUGAUCAGUUUGAGUUUUCGUCACCAAACAACAUCAGCGGCAGUAAUGUUCUCACCUCCAUCAUCAGCGACUGGAACAGUGAACAGAGCUACACGGAAGGCCGCGUGAAUCAAGCACUGACGCCAGGGCAAGAUUGUUUCAUACGGGCCACAGAACAGCUGCUUCCAGGCGGGACUGUUAUCAAGAGAAGACGCUUCUACAAUGGCACGUUGAAUGUCACCCUUUCAGGCAGAGAAUGUCAGAAGUGGAUUUCAAACACACCCCACAAGCAUGAUGUCAAUGGCAAUGUCCCUGGCCAUUUCGCAACUGGAGAAUCUAUGGAAGAAGUUGCCAACUACUGCCGCAUUGUUCUUACUGACACAGUUGACAUACCGUGGUGUUACACAACAGAUAUUGCCCAACGCUGGGACAAAUGCAACGUAACUGAAUGCAAGUAGUUGUGGUCAAUAUGCUAACUUUAGCAGUACCCAGGCAGCAAGCCAACAUAGGGUGAACUUCAUUUUUUCUCACUAUUUGUCUAGUGUCAUUUCUCCUCGCUCGGCAAUACUAGCUCAGCAAUACUAGCUUAGCAAUACCAGCUCAGCAAUACUAGCUCAGCAAUACUAGCUCAGCAAUACUAGCUCAGCAAUACCAGUUCAGCAAUACCAGCUCAGCAAUACCAGCUCAACAAUACCAGCUCAACAAUACCAGCUCAGCAAUACUAGCUCAGCAGUAGCCAAGCACGUGUCCAGGACUGACCCACUGAUGACUCACUUGUAAGCUGUUGUCGUUGAGACCUCACGGCAUCCUUUAUGAUCCUGUGACUGAUAAGAUAACAAAAAUGAAAGUGAUUGGCUAUAGAUGAAUGAUUGUUGGUUCAUGAAAUUACAUCGAGCACAUAACCAACAAAUCUGAGUACUUUUAUAAGCUGUUUCGAUUAGUUUCCAAAUUCACAACCAAUUGCAUUGAGGUUUAAAGAAACCAAGAUACCUUUGGUUCAGAUAUUGCUUCUGAAAUAAAGCGUUUAUAUAUA